CAGCUCCCACCCCACAAGAACCAGCGGUGUCUCACUCUUGGCUGUUCAUAAAUAAUGCAGGAGUGACCAUCGCGUUCUGUUUAUUAGGGUUUCGAUACCCAUUCGAUUUUGGUGGUAGGGAGGGCUUUCCCGUUAAAUUAUGGCUUGUUGGGGCUGAUCUGACGGACGAUUCCUUGUUUUCGGAGUUCAGAUUUCCGUCACUUUACUUGAAUGCUCGAAUUGCGAGAGAGAAUAUUCAAUGUCUAUGGAUUCUGACACGGUUAUGAUUCCCGUUAAAUAUUGAAGAUGUCAGGGGCCAUAGUCGUAGGACGAUUUUCAGCAUUUUAAGAGAUCUGAUCUGAUUCGCUGGUUGAAUCGCUGAGUGGCUACAUCGGGAACUUAUCUGGGAGAAUUAGCUCUUAAGAUAGAUUUCUAAGAAAUCGAAGAGUUUUGGAGGGAGGAUCCAUUCAUUUUGUUGUAAUCGAACCUGCUUUAGUGGUUGAUGAACACAAAGUUCUGGCAUUUUAAGCCAGUGUCAUUUGGUUUAGAUGUUAUGCAACGCUAGCUUAAGGAAUAUAGUCUUUCAAGGUGGGCAUAUUCGGAGUUUUUCCAAGGAGAGAGUGAAAUUGAAGAGGCAUCUUUGGAGGGAUUUGCAUGCCAACCCGGGAAUAACUUAUCCUUCUAAUCGCAAAUUUAGGGGAAUUGUAAAGAUGAUGGUGGAUACAGGUGCACCUGCAGAACCAGGAUCUGUUGUUGAUGUUCUUCCGGAGAAAGAAAGCGUGGAAAACAGUGGCUAUGCUAGUGGUGGAUGGAGAAGUGAAGAUGGAAGGCUCAGCUAUGGCUAUUCAAGUUUUAGGGGGAAGAGAGCUAGCAUGGAGGACUUUUAUGAUGUCAAAAUGUCGAAGAUUGAUGGUCAAACAGUCUGUCUAUUCGGGAUAUUUGAUGGUCAUGGUGGUUCUCGUGCUGCUGAGUUUUUGAAGGAACACCUCUUUGAGAAUCUCAUGAAGCAUCCACAGUUUAUAUCUGAUACAAAAUUGGCUAUAAGUGAAACAUAUCAACAAACUGAUAGGGACUUCCUGGAAGCUGAAAGCAAUACUUUUAGGGAUGAUGGUUCUACAGCAUCAACAGCGGUUAUGGUUGGUAAUCGUUUAUAUGUUGCAAAUGUUGGAGAUUCACGUACAAUAAUAUCAAAAGCAGGAAAAGCCAUACCUUUAUCUGAAGAUCAUAAACCUAAUCGAAGUGAUGAGAGGAAGAGAAUUGAAAGUGCUGGAGGGGUUGUUAUGUGGGCAGGAACUUGGAGAGUGGGAGGCGUUUUGGCAAUGUCCCGUGCUUUUGGCAACCGUUUACUAAAGCAAUUUGUAGUGGCAGAACCUGAGAUUCAGGAAGAAGAGUUGGAUAAUGAAAUCGAAUUAUUGGUUCUGGCUACUGAUGGGCUUUGGGAUGUAGUCCCAAAUGAGGACGCUGUUAACAUUGCGAGAACGGAAGAAGAACCCGAGGCAGCAGCCCGAAAGUUGACAGAGACUGCUUUUACUCGUGGGAGUGCCGACAACAUUACUUGCAUUGUGGUGAGAUUCCACCACGAAAAAACAGAAUGCAGUUCGUCGUUGAGAGGGGAUUAGAAACAAAAUGUUCGAUGUUCAGAAAUAUUAAAUGUUUGAAAAUUAUAGGUGGGAAUCUGCCUGUGCAUAGUCCGAAUCAGCAUAUUAAAGCCCAAGCUCAUCUUAUUUUAUAUUUCCGGUUUCCUAUUGUGUUGCUUUUCCUUUAUUUUUUCCCCGGGUGUUAUGAUGGCAGUAGGGACUGGCAAUCUAUCUGGCUUUGUCUAUAAAAUAUUGUUGUGUACUUCUCUUUCUGAUAUCAUUUGGUUAUUCUAA
Nelumbo nucifera (sacred lotus) is the source of this 1850-nucleotide messenger RNA. RefSeq names its product putative protein phosphatase 2C 76. Gene Ontology annotation, molecular function: cation binding; protein serine/threonine phosphatase activity. Gene Ontology annotation, biological process: protein dephosphorylation. Lineage: Eukaryota; Viridiplantae; Streptophyta; Magnoliopsida; Proteales; Nelumbonaceae. The record is from RefSeq and is a predicted model, not a curated record.